AUGACGACGAUUAAGAAGAAGGAACCGUGGGCGGAGUCUGAUGUGCAUUUCUCGCAAAUGACAAGACACGGCGAAGCAGAAAAACACGAGUAUUACAUGUAUCACGACGAAAAAGUAAAAAUACAAUUUCAAAGCUAAAAACUCACCGUAAGCGUUCAAUUUUCAGUCUCAUGAAAUCGAUACAGAGUCGGAGACUUCAUCGGACACGGAAAUAAUUGUUGUUGACGAACCAGCGCUCCCGAACCCGAAAGUGUACCCGAAGGCUCUUGACGCGUACGUCUACCGUAACCCGCACCCGUCAAUGCAAGAAAUGGCCGAUUUGUCGGCGGAGCUGCAAAUGACACUUCGAGAAGUAUUUCAUCGUUUCGAGCAGCUCCGCAAGUUCACCGGCGUCAAAUGCUCCGUCCUGGACUCUUGCGAACGCGCCAGAUUUUAUUUCUCCACGCAAACCGAGUUUUGCGAAGGAACCGGACAUCCGGACAACACCGAGAAAGAGCAAAAGCCUCCGGAGAGCAACUGCGCUCCAUGGGCGACUCGAAUCGCUCAGUUCUUUCUCACUUUCAAACACCCGCGCAUUCAUCAAAUGAUCGAACUUUCGGGAAGAUGUCAUCUCCCAUAUCGACACGUUUUCCAGCAUUUGGAGCAAUUGCGCGAGAAGCUGAAUGAGCCGUGCGCGCAAGAUGACACGUGUCAUCGAGUCAGACGAUAUUUCGAGAUGGAAAACAUGGAUGCGGACGAGAAUGUCAAUUGGAAAGUGGAUUAUAUUCUGGAGAACGAGUUCGCGCGGCUCGAUUUUAAUAGAAUGCAGCUCACCGACGGAUACGUUCAUUUGGUGGGUCUUAUCGAUUAAAAUUAAUUAAUUUGUUUUCAAAAUUUGCAGCUCGUCGACAAUUUGCACACGCGCCCGGCGUACAUCCGCGAGAAAUACGCGUGCCGCGCUCCGCCCCCACUCCCGGGAGUGCCCAUCCGCAACCUUCUUUCCACUCUGAUCGACGGCUGCGCCCUCGUUUUCUACGCCGCGAUGCCGCACCCGUCGAUCCAGGAAAUGAUCGAAAUGGCCGAAAUGUGCGGCAAACCGUAUCGGACCGUUUUCAAGCAGUUUGACGAUUUCCGAAAGCGAACCAACGAAAUGUGCGCGACUGAAAACUGCACUUGUGCGAGAGUUCGACAAUAUUUGAGAGAGGAACGAAUGAAUGUGAAGGAAUCGGCGGCCGUGGACGAGCAGAAAAUGAAGGAGAUGCUGAAGGCGUUUCGUGAUUUGGGAGGGAGCCGUAUCACGCAGGGACACGUUCAUUUGGUGGGCAAAUGCUCGAAAUUAAGGCGGAAAUUUUGAAAUUUUUAUUCAGAUUAUGGAAAAAACAAAUUUGACGUCAACGUUCAUCAGAAGCCGCUUCAGAACGUGGGCGGCCGGACGAGAGGUGAGCUCCCGAAUCUUCGGAACGCGUCCCCGAAUGCCCGUCUACGCAAAAGAGCUUCUCCUCGCCGAAUUCACAAGCAAUCCCUUUCCGGACGCGAAGGAAUUCCGAGAAAUCAAAGAGAAAUCCGGACUGCCGACCGCACAAAUCCGAAGAUUCUUCUCGCAGCAACGAAAAAAAUUAUAAUUGUUUUGUUUUACCUGUUACUGUUGAUGCACUUUGUUCUGUUUCAAUUUUCAAUCUUCCUAAAUUAAAGAUUUUGUUUCUCGUGCAGUAUGCAAGUGCGCUCCCUUGACAAAGUGGAAAACAAAUUUCGACAGAUUUUUAUCACUUUUUCAGCAGUUAUUUGACCGCAGGAUGGAUCUGAAAGCACCGAAACCGGAACCCGAGGACGAUUCGAACGAUUUCAGCCUCGCAAACACGUGUGUUCAUUCAGAACUCCCGCCAUAAAAAUUUGAAUUUAUUUUCGAAGGGCGCUACGCACCGAUUCAAAAUUUUCGUUUGCCGCCUUUACGCCGGCGUACGCCCAUUGGCUGCGUGUCGCCCCUGUGCAAACACCGUUCUAGAUAUUUUGCGUACUUGGCACCAGAUACUACGCAAAUUUUAGGCCAGCUGUUUAUUUAUUCAAAUUAGAGAGUGCGAGAUUGAAGAGACGCCGACGAUGUUCGGUAGGGCGCGCUUGCAUGCGCGUAACAGUUCGAACGCUCGUGCGCAAAUGUACUUUUACAGCUAAAAUAUCUGGAAAAUUUUAGGAUUGUAGGGUCAAGGAAUCGAUUUUGAGCUGAAGUCGGAGAUUGAGUUUACGGAAGUAAAAGAAGAGGUACGCUUUCGAAUUCGCAGAGACUUUAUGCCGCGUCCAAAGUGUCGGAAAAACCGCAAAAGCCGCAGGUUUUUGUGUCCAAAGUCGGCCGAAAUUUGCGUGAAAAACGGGGUGCACACAGCUCAAUGAAUGUAACCGUAGUGGCGAUCGCUUCGAGACCCGCGUCGUUCAAAACGCCAUUUUUGCUAUUUUUCUCCGUUUUUUUAGUGAAUUUUUUGUAAAAUGCUUUAAAAAUGCUCACAAAAAUUUCAAAAUCAAGUGAAAAAUGAAUAAACUAGUCGAUUUUCAGGUUUCCCCGCCCGCAAAUAUGGAUUCCGACGAUUCCGACGAUGUUGAAAUCCAAGAGGACAAACCCGCGGACAAAGAAGAUGAUAAAGAUGCGAACGGAAAGAGAGCAAGUGGAAGUGGAAAAAAUGCGAAGAUUUCGAUGACGAAAGGCGAUAAUUAUACGAAGGUAAACAUUUUGUUUUGAAAAAGUGGAAACAUCUCAUUUUCAGCUGACGUUCACGCAGUGUAGCCGGAUCAUUUCACAAAUUGAAAUGAAUCCUUGUCUCUGGAAUCUGCGAGAAAAGGACUACAAAGACACGCCUUUGAAAAACGGUCUGUGGGCCGACAUAGAGAAGUCGGUGGAGUUUCUCAAGAGAGACCGAGGUAUCACUGGUUGCCACUAUAAAAGAUGGUGAUUUUGAUUUUUCAGGCUGUACUUUGCGGAAAGUUUGGAACACGCUGGUGGCCGCAUAUCGCGUAGAACGAAAGGCGUCGAUGAAACCAAGUGGGAGCUCGAGUGCAAAAGCCCGUCCUUCAUUCCCAUAUUAUGAAGAAAUGGGAUUUUUGGACAACGUAUACAGAGACAAAUCACCACCUCCGUAAGUGAAAGGUUAGGAGGCCGACUUAAUCCGAAAUCCUUCAGAAUUCACAAUGAAACUAUUGGAUUCGUCCGUCGAGAUGUUGGCGUCGACACUCCGAAAAGAAUGAAGAGGGAGAAGUACGACUGGCAAACUGGAAGCGACGACGCCGACGCCGAUUUGAAGCUAUUCAUGAAGGAGUCCCGCGAAGUUCUGAGAAGCUUCGGCCAGCGCAGAAACGACGGGAGACGGGAAUUCGAGGCAGUCACCAAGUUGCUGACUGAGACCCUCCGCUCGAUUCCUCCUACUUCCCAGCUUCUCCUUCAAGGAGAGAUAGCACAACUGUGCGAAAAGUACAAGAAGAAAGACGUCACGCUCACCACCGCCGCUUCGUCCUCAGGAUCUGGAGAAGGAUGGGAGAACCUGGACAAUUUUUAA
Messenger RNA from Caenorhabditis sp. 36 PRJEB53466, 3518 nucleotides. The record is from the annotation of a GenBank genome assembly. NCBI's taxonomy places the organism in Eukaryota, Metazoa, Nematoda, Chromadorea, Rhabditida, Rhabditidae.